AUGUCCACGAGACGCUCAGCCGCUUCGAGCGCGUCACCUCGCAAAGAAGCGCGUCGAUCUCAAGCUCACUCCGCAGCUCGCUCAUCCCACCACGCUCCUCGCGAUCGACAAAGCGUGGACCUGAAGGACGAUUCUGAGGCAGAGGUGGAUGCGCAGAUGGAAGGCGAUGCAGAGGAUGUGGGAGGGCUAUCUACUUGGGGCAAUGGAGAGCCUGAUCAAGCCGAAGCUCCGUGAGUGCAGCUCAGCCACCGGACAGAAUACUUUCUCGCGGUCAGCUUACACAUAAACCUGAUCUUUCGCCCGUGGUACCCACACGAUGACCGGCACACAGCGGAAUUAUACUGGCGAUGAACACGUACUUGACAGAUCCUCGUGGGGACGUGGAGAAGUUUGAGCAGCUUCUGACCAAGCUGGACUCGAGAACGGAGAGCAAGCUGCACAAGCUGGGUCAGUUGGAGCAAGAGGAUGCCGGUGAGUAGCGAAGGCACAUCUGCGGGGCGUCUCAGUCGCACAGACGUUGUCGCAUCGCCGAGUCGCAUACCAAGCUGACAUUCUUCACAUCCACCAUACUUUCUACGUAGAGCUGAAGACGCAAUUGACAAAGCUGCGCUCCCAGACCACACGUGGUGCAUCCGACUGGAGGUCAAAGGCGUUGCACUUGGCGGAGAUGGACAAGCUCGAGGGCAGGAAGUUUGAUCACCUGAAAAAGAUUACGGAAGCUGAAAACCGAAGGGAUGGUGUGCAGGCUAGACUGGUCGAGGCCAGAGAUGAGGAGGAGGAAUUAAAUCGUGGCAAGCCUCUGGAGCGUGGAGAAUUUGACAGGCAAGGGUGAGUAUGGAAUUCUCGGUGGUGUCUCGUCUCGCUGUUGGGCUUCGGGGUACUCACCAUCUGCUCGGACCUCUCCUGCUGUCCCAUCCACAGACUUCUGCUCUCUAUCUACCGCAAAGUCGGAUUCCACCCAAUAUAUGCUAGCGAUCAGACCAACGCAGCGCCCACCGCACCUUUCAAAUCCCUCAAUUGCGUACCAGCGUCCAGGAAGCGCACCACGCUGCACAGAGUCGACGAAGCCUACUUGCGCGAGACUGGUCAAACACCGUUCUGGACCGCCGAGCAGUUGUGGAAAGCUGUCGAGUAG
Ceraceosorus bombacis is the source of this 1135-nucleotide messenger RNA. NCBI's taxonomy places the organism in Eukaryota, Fungi, Basidiomycota, Exobasidiomycetes, Ceraceosorales, Ceraceosoraceae. The record is from the annotation of a GenBank genome assembly.